Molecule: messenger RNA, 1482 nt
Organism: Entrophospora sp. SA101
Lineage: Eukaryota; Fungi; Glomeromycota; Glomeromycetes; Entrophosporales; Entrophosporaceae
Source: the annotation of a GenBank genome assembly
AUGCGUUUCAAAAUACAUGCAUGCCUUUUCUUUUUAAUAAUAAUAUCAGAAGAAAUCCUUGCAAUUAAUAAUAUACAUAAUCUUAAACUUUAUAGAAAACGCGCAAUUAAUCAAAAUGCCUUUGAGGAUUGUUUAAAACCAAUAACCGGUGAAAAAGUAUUCAAAUCAAGUCCCAAUUACAACUCUACAAUCAUCGAUGAAAACUCUGCUAUAGAAUUCUUGCCCAACGCCAUCGUAUUUCCAAAUUCAGUUAAAGACAUACAAUUAGCUAUCGAAUGCGCUAAAUCCUUCAACUUAAAUAUAACACCAAGAUCAGGCGGGCAUUCCUACGAGAGUUAUUCGUUGGGUGGCAAAGAUGGUGCUUUGGUGGUUGAUUUGAAAAAUUUCAAUCAGAUACAGAUCGACAAAACCAACAAUUUAGUUAAGGUUGGUGCUGGUAAUAGGCUUGGAAAUAUUUAUUUUGCUUUAUCUAAAGAUAAUUAUGUGGUGCCAGCCGGAACUUGCCCUUCAGUUGGUAUUUCUGGCCAUAUUUUAGGUGGUGGAAUUGGAAAUUUGGUAAGAAAAUUCGGUAAAUUGUCGGAUCAAUUAGUAUCGGUGGAAAUGGUGCUCGCAUCCGGUGAAUCCAUUACAGUCGAUACAAAUAAUCGUCCGGAUUUAUUUUUUGGAUUGAGAGGUGGUGGCGGUGGUAAUUUUGGAAUCGUCACAUCUUUCACAAUCAGAAUUCACCAAAUUGUUCCAAAAGUCACCACAAUUGGUAUUACAUGGGAUCUAACCACUCAACAACUACAUAAAGUUUUCAAUUCAGUGCACAAAAACAGCAAUGGACUCACGACAGAUCUUACAUUCAAUGUCGUACUCACGUCAGAUGAAAUUGCACUUUCUGGUGUAUAUUUGGGCGAUAAGAAUUCUGCAUCAAAAGUAAUGAAUGCAUUUUUAAAUGAUGUUGGUUCUGAAGGUUUGCAAUUGUUCGAAGAAUCGUGGUUUGAUUCGGUGGUUAGAAUUUCGUUUGAGUCAAGAGCUAGAAAUAUAAAUCCGAAAAUUACACCUUAUAACUUUAAAGCUAAAUCCUUCUUGGUCGGAAAAUCAGGGUUAUCAACCAAUGGUCUAGACACAUUAGUGGAAUUUCUAAAGAAAAUCCCAUGUGAUACAUUUGCUGAAUUCGAUGUAUUCGCUGGUGGUAUUAAUGUCAAUCCUAAUAAAUCAAUCUUACAACAUUUGGAUUUCUUCUACGGUAUACAAUUAUUAACAUCGGGUUGGAAAUCAGACAAACAAGGAAACGUUUGUAUUAAACAAAUUAACGAUUUCGGUAAAUCAUUCCAACGUGAUUUCACAUCUCCUUCCAGUUACAUAAAUUAUAUAGAUAGGGAUUUAGACGAUUGGCCAACUAGAUAUUAUGGUGACAAUUUAAAAACUUUACAAAUUUUGAAAUCAAAUGUUGAUCCACAACAAUUAUUUAAAUUUCCUCAAAGUAUCCCUAUAUAA